AUUGCAAAUGACGAUGACAACGGAACGAUGAACAAUGGAAUACGAUGGGACGAUGACGAUAGACGAUUUGAGUUGGAGAUGGUUAGUGGAGAUGGAGAUGGAGAUGGAGAUGGAGAUGAAGAUGGAGAUGAAGCAAAUAAACAAACACCACCAACAACAACCAACAAAUACAGUGAUUGCCUAUAA
Molecule: messenger RNA, 186 nt
Organism: Enterobius vermicularis (human pinworm)
Lineage: Eukaryota; Metazoa; Nematoda; Chromadorea; Rhabditida; Oxyuridae
Source: the annotation of a GenBank genome assembly